AUGGAGGAAUCGUCGGCUACGUCGUCGUCGUCGUCGUCUUCCUCCUCCUCGUCUCAUUAUUUCUCAAUUUUCACGAAUUACCCUCUGAUUUCCGCCGUCCUAGCUUUCACCAUCGCUCAGCUCAUCAAAUUCUUCACCUCCUGGUAUAAGGAGAAGAGAUGGGAUUUGAAACGGCUUUGUGGGUCAGGAGGAAUGCCUUCUUCACAUUCGGCAACAGUCACAGCUUUAGCUAUGGCCGUUGGAUUACAAGAAGGCUUUGGAGGAUCUCAUUUCGCAAUCGCCUUGGUUCUCACUUCCAUUGUGAUGUAUGAUGCAACUGGUGUGAGAUUACAUGCUGGACGCCAGGCUGAGGUUCUCAAUCAGAUUGUGUAUGAGCUUCCUGCAGAGCAUCCUUUAUCUGAAAGCAUACCCUUGCGUGAACUUCUUGGUCAUACUCCUCCACAGGUGGUUGCUGGUGGAGUUCUUGGGAUUGCAACAGCAGCUUUUGGUUACUUAAUCACCUUGAUAGCAAAGUAG
Messenger RNA from Microthlaspi erraticum, 516 nucleotides. Lineage: Eukaryota; Viridiplantae; Streptophyta; Magnoliopsida; Brassicales; Brassicaceae. The record is from the annotation of a GenBank genome assembly.